GCGUAACAAAUAGUCACCUUCGGGUGGUGAAUAUUGUUCAUAUGAAUGGUGAAUAGCCUUGACAGUCGGCCAUUUGUUUUUCAUUCCCCGUGUGUAGAAAAAUCGACGGCUAGAGAUGAUGUCCAAUCAGUUCUUGAGCGUGGCGCGCAAUGCCGUGCUGAGGCAGAUGGUGCGCCACUCGUCCAGGGAUCACAGCAACUUCUCCAAGAUCGGAAAGCGCGAGGUCGUGGGCUACGGCCGGAGCGGCGAGCCAGUGUACUAUGAUUGCGUGGAGUACCCAAUGCCCGCGAUCCGCUGGCAGGAGCCGACACCGCAGCUCCUGGCGCUGCGCGAGAAGGAGAAGGGCGACUGGAAGAAGCUGAGCAUCGACGAGAAGAAAGCUCUCUACAGGGCUUCUUUCUGCCAGACCUUCGCCGAGUUCAAGCACCCGACGGGCGAGUGGAAGGGCUGCAUUGGCUGGACGCUGGUCUUCACUUCCAUUGCCAUCGUCUUCUCCCUGUGGAUGAACGCCUACGUGUACGACGAGUUGCCGGAGAGCUUCAGCGAGGAGAGCCGCAAGGCGCAGCUGAAGAGGAUGCUGGACCUUGAGGUGAAUCCCAUCCACGGUCUGUCGUCGAAGUGGGACUACGAGAACAAGAGGUGGAAGUAAACCAGCCGGCAUUAGUCAAAGAAUUUGUCUUUCACGCCAAUAUUUAAGUGAAACUUGCGAUAAAUUGUGCGUGGCGAAUCUCUGGGGAGCUUCGUCUCUCCAGAGGACGCCACACCUCAGCUGUAGUCGUCGGAAAUGAGAAAAUAAAUGUGAAUUGAAAAAUAAA
This is a messenger RNA of Phlebotomus argentipes, 815 nucleotides long. RefSeq names its product cytochrome c oxidase subunit 4 isoform 1, mitochondrial (gene COX4). Lineage: Eukaryota; Metazoa; Arthropoda; Insecta; Diptera; Psychodidae. The coding region runs from base 116 to 649 and encodes 177 amino acids. The transcript has 3 exons. The record is from RefSeq and is a predicted model, not a curated record. Gene Ontology annotation, biological process: mitochondrial electron transport, cytochrome c to oxygen.